Ziziphus jujuba (common jujube) is the source of this 1578-nucleotide messenger RNA. Its product is annotated as NADH--cytochrome b5 reductase 1. The record is from RefSeq and is a predicted model, not a curated record. The coding region runs from base 541 to 1386 and encodes 281 amino acids. Gene Ontology annotation, molecular function: cytochrome-b5 reductase activity, acting on NAD(P)H. Gene Ontology annotation, biological process: electron transport chain. The transcript is spliced from 9 exons. Lineage: Eukaryota; Viridiplantae; Streptophyta; Magnoliopsida; Rosales; Rhamnaceae.
UUUUUUUUAGAGUAUCCAAAUUUAGAAUUUGAAUAUCCACUUCCAAAACAAAAUAAAAUAACAGUACAGAAUAUGGGUUUCUAGAGAAGAUUAAAUCCAUUUGGUUCCAAUUUAAAAUCACUCAAAUUUUGUCAUAAACAAUUAAGGGGGGAAAAAGCUUUUAUUAAUUUAUUUUCAAAAAAAGAGGGUAAAAGGUUGGGAAAAGGGAUUGAGAAGGGUAGAAAGGUGACAUUGUAUUGGCGUUGUUAGGUUCACCAGAUCCGCGUUUGGUCCUAGCGUAAGCCUACUUGAUUCAGCAAUCAAUAUCCUUCACCUACCCACCCCUCCUUCUGUUUCAAGACCCACCUUCUUCGCUGCCUUCCAUUGACACUUGCUUCCCACCAUUAGCAAGAAAAGCCAGCCACUGAUUGAGAGCAGAGGAUAUAAGCAAAACAAAAAACACAGCUGACCCAUUUGCUCUCCCUAUCCAUUUACCCAUUUCUUGCAUCAGAAAAAAUACAACUUUGAGAAAAUAAUAAUAAUAAUUAAAAAAAAAAAUUCAUGGAUUUGGAUUUCUUACAGUCACUGGAUCCCCAGAUUCUUCUGGGUGCGGCAGUAGCUGUUGUUGCCAUUGUGCUUGGUGGUGCUUACUUUCUAUUCUCCUCCAAGAAGCCUAAAGGCUGCUUGGAUCCUGAAAAUUUCAAGGAGUUUAAACUUGUAAAGCGUACACCAUUGAGCCACAAUGUUGCAAAAUUCACAUUUGAACUUCCUACACCUACUUCAGUUUUGGGCCUUCCAAUUGGACAACAUAUAAGUUGCAGGGGGAAGGAUAGCGAAGGUCAAGAGGUUAUGAAGCCUUACACCCCAACCACUUUGGAUUCUGAUGUUGGACAUUUUGAAUUAGUCAUAAAGAUGUAUCCACAAGGAAGAAUGUCACACCAUUUUCGUGAGUUGCGUGUUGGAGAUUAUCUUGCUGUAAAAGGUCCCAAGGGUCGUUUCAGAUAUACACCUGGCCAAGUUAGAGCAUUUGGGAUGCUUGCUGGAGGCUCUGGAAUCACUCCAAUGUUCCAAGUUGCUAGAGCCAUUUUGGAAAAUCCAAAAGACAGAACGAAGGUUCACCUUAUCUAUGCAAAUGUCACAUACGAGGACAUUCUUUUGAAGGAGGAGUUAGAUUCUCUAGCUACUAACUACCCUGAUCGGUUCAAAGUGUACUAUGUUUUGAAUCAGCCUCCGGAAGUAUGGAAUGGUGGAGUCGGCUUUGUAUCAAAGGAAAUGAUUCAAACCCACUGCCCUGCACCAGCAGCUGAUAUUCAGAUUUUAAGGUGUGGUCCACCACCCAUGAACAAGGCCAUGGCGGGUCACCUUGAAGCACUUGGAUAUACAUCAGAGAUGCAGUUUCAAUUCUGAUCUUUCCACCAUAAUAAUUCUUCUGCUUUUGGAUCAAUGUUCCAUUUUCUUCCCAUUGGGAUGAGCAGAACAUCUUUUUCUUGUUUAUUUCACCUCAAAUGAAAGCAUCAAGCAUAAACUUCUUAACAUUGACUAGAAUGGCAUUGUAUGAAAAGAUUUUGACAUGCAAUGCUAUUAUUUUCUUGGACAUAA